Prosopis cineraria is the source of this 450-nucleotide messenger RNA. Its product is annotated as WUSCHEL-related homeobox 8-like. Bases 1 to 450 code for a protein of 149 amino acids. The transcript is spliced from 3 exons. The record is from RefSeq and is a predicted model, not a curated record. Gene Ontology annotation, molecular function: DNA binding; DNA-binding transcription factor activity. Lineage: Eukaryota; Viridiplantae; Streptophyta; Magnoliopsida; Fabales; Fabaceae.
AUGACCGAUGAGCAAAUUGAGAUUCUAAGAGUGCAAAUAGCAAUAUAUGCCUCCAUUUGUGAGAAGCUUAGUGAUAUGUACAAGAGGCUCAUGUUUCAGCAGCAACAAGAUCUUCCACUUCCAUUAGAUGAACUUUUUUGUGUAGAGCCAUUGAUGUUGUAUGGUGGCCAGAGAUGGAGCAGCCGAAGGCGAUGGGCUCCGACGAGAAAACAGCUCGAGAUUCUGGAGAAGAUAUUCGAGGAAGGCGACGGAGCUCAUCCGAGCAAGGCGAAGAUCAAGGACAUCACUGCCGUGCUAAGCCACCAUGGCCAAAUUUCUGAGGCCAAUGUGUACACAUGGUUCCAGAACAGACGCGCUCGGUUGAAGAGGAAGUUGCAGAACCACAACAUAGAACGAUCACUGUUUGAUAAUGACCAUAAUAAUAAUAAUAAAUCACAAGCGAUGAUUUGA